Plasmodium coatneyi is the source of this 513-nucleotide messenger RNA. RefSeq names its product Peptidyl-prolyl cis-trans isomerase. The record is from RefSeq and is a predicted model, not a curated record. Gene Ontology annotation, biological process: protein folding; protein peptidyl-prolyl isomerization. Bases 1 to 513 code for a protein of 170 amino acids. Gene Ontology annotation, molecular function: peptidyl-prolyl cis-trans isomerase activity. Lineage: Eukaryota; Apicomplexa; Aconoidasida; Haemosporida; Plasmodiidae. The transcript has a single exon.
AUGAGUAGGAGCAAAGUUUUCUUUGAUAUUUCCAUUGACAACAAAAGUGCUGGAAGAAUUGUAUUCGAGCUGUUCAGUGACAUCACCCCGAGAACAUGUGAAAAUUUUAAGUCCCUCUGUGUAGGUGAUAAAGUAGGUUCCAAGGGAAAGAACCUACAUUACAAGAAUUCCAUUUUCCAUCGAAUUAUUCCUCAGUUUAUGUGCCAAGGAGGAGACAUAACAAAUGGAAACGGAUCUGGUGGAGAGUCCAUAUAUGGAAGAUCCUUCACUGAUGAAAAUUUUAAAAUGAAGCAUGACCAACCAGGAUUACUCUCUAUGGCUAAUGCAGGACCGAACACGAAUUCGUCUCAGUUUUUUAUUACUUUGGUUCCAUGCCCAUGGUUAGAUGGAAAGCACGUUGUUUUUGGAAAGGUCAUCGAGGGCAUGAACGUUGUAAGGGACAUGGAGAAAGAAGGCGCUAAUAGCGGCUAUGUCAAAAGACCAGUUGUCGUUACCAACUGUGGAGAAAUUUAA